UCCACCCAGGUCGCAGGCUGCGCGGUCGGUGGCCGCGAUUUCCCGCCAUUGUGAGAAGUGGAGGUGGGGACCACUGUGCCGCUCCUGCCACGGGUCAGCAGCUCCGAGGCGCUCGUCACCGCGGCAGCGUCUCCCGGAGGCCCGCGGCUCGCGACGCCCCGCGCGUGGGAGGGCGCGGACGAGCCCCCGAGGAGCCGCCGGGUUCCGAGCGCGCUCGGCCCACGGAGAAGCGCCUCACGGGCCGCGCUGGCCCCGGCUCUCAGCGCCAUGCCCUGUGGAGAAGACUGGCUGAGCCACCCGCUCGGCAUCGUGCAGGGCUUCUUCGCCCAAAAUGGAGUUAAUCCCGACUGGGAGAAGAAAGUUAUAGAAUACUUCAAGGAAAAGCUGAAGGAAAAUAAUGCUCCUAAAUGGGUACCAUCAUUGAAUGAAGUUCCCCUUCAUUAUUUGAAGCCUAACAGCUUUGUCAAGUUUCGUUGCAUGAUUCAGGAUAUGUUUGACCCUGAGUUUUACAUGGGCGUUUAUGAGACAGUUAACCAGAACACAAAAGCACGGGUUCUUCAUUUUGGAAAAUACAGGGAUAUAGCAGAAUGUGGGCCUCAACAGGAGCUUGACUUAAACUCUCCACGAUCUACCACGGCAGAAAGACAGACCUUCUACUGUGUCCCAGUGCCUGGAGAAUCUUCAUGGGUCAAAGAGGCCUAUGUCAAUGCAAACCAAGCUCGAGUCAGUCCCUCGACUUCCUAUACUCCCAGUCGGCACAAGAGGAGUUAUGAAGAUGAUGAAGAUAUGGACCUACAGCCCAACAAGCAGAAAGACCAACAUGCAGGUGCCAGGCAAGCAGGGGGCCUCGGUGGUCUUCACUGGAGCGGAGAGCCAAAACGCUUAGAAACUGAAGCUUCCAGUGGGCAACAGCUGAACUCCUUGAACCUCUCUUCUCCAUUCGAUCUGAACUUCCCCCUGCCAGGAGAGAAGGGCCCUGCCUGCCUCGUUAAGAUCUAUGAAGACUGGGACUGCUUCAAAGUCAACGACAUUCUUGAGUUAUAUGGUGUGCUGUCUGUAGAUCCUGUCCUAAGCAUACUGAAUAAUGAAGAAAGGGAUGCUUCUGCACUGCUGGACCCCAUGGAGUGCUCAGACAUGGCAGAGGAGCAGAGGGUGCACAGUCCUCCAGCUUCGUUAGUGCCAAGAAUUCAUGUCAUUUUAGCCCAGAAGCUGCAGCACAUCAAUCCUUUGUUACCCACUUGCCUUAACAAGGAGGAGAGCAGAACCUGUAAGUUUGUAUCCAGUUUCAUGUCUGAGUUGUCUCCAGUCAGAGCAGAGCUGCUUGGAUUCCUCACUCAUGCACUCUUGGGAGAUAGUUUGGCUGCAGAAUACCUUAUAUUACAUCUCAUCUCAACAGUAUAUACAAGAAGAGAUGUUCUUCCACUAGGAAAAUUUACAGUUAACCUGAGUGGCUGCCCACAAAAUAGCACCUUCACAGAACACCUCUAUCGGAUCAUUCAACACCUUGUUCCAGCAUCUUUUCGUCUACAGAUGACGAUAGAAAACAUGAACCAAUUGAAACUCAUUCCCCACAAAGACUAUACAGCCAACCGAUUGGUCAGCGGUCUCCUCCAGCUGCCCAACAACACGUCCCUGGUCAUUGAUGAGACUCUUCUAGAGCAGGGGCAGUUGGACACCUCAGGUGUUCAUAAUGUGACUGCCCUGAGCAAUCUGAUAACCUGGCAGAAGGUAGACUAUGACUUCAGUUACCACCAGAUGGAGUUCCCGUGCAACAUCAACGUCCUCAUCACAUCUGAGGGGAGGUCCCUGCUCCCGGCAGACUGCCAGAUUCACUUACAGCCCCAGCUGACCCCACCCAACAUGGAAGAGUACAUGAACAGCCUUCUCUCAGCUGUGCUGCCGUCUGUGCUCAACAAGUUCCGCAUCUACCUGACCCUCCUGAGAUUCCUGGAUUACAACAUCUCAGAUGACAUAACCAAGGCGGUUGAAGAUGACUUCGUGGAAAUGCGUAAAAACGACCCUCAGAGUAUCACAGCAGAUGAUCUCCACCAGCUGCUUGUGGUGGCUCGGUUUCUGUCCCUGAGCGCUGGCCAGACCACACUGUCACGAGAGCGAUGGCUGAGAGCAAAGCAGCUGGAGUCGUCCAGAAAACACAGGCUUCAGCAGCACAAGUGUGUGAACGGGAAUGAGCUUUAGAGUCUGAACUGGAGAAGAACGGGCAAGCUACAGCCUCCGUGCUGCACAGCUCGGAUCUGUUUAUACCAUACUGUUUUAUAGAUGAUUUGUAGGCAAAAAAAACAAUGACUUUUCCUGAAAUCAAGCCUGGUGACACCUAAAGUUUAUAUGAUUCUCUGUAAGGGCUUUUACCUUACUGGUUUUAUGCAGUUUUGGAGUUUGUUUUAUAAUUAGUUAUGAUGUACAAAAAUGUAUUUGAUAUUAAAGGUUUAAUAAUGAUAAUGUUGCUGAUCAUACCAUUUCCUUAGCUGUAGCUACAGCUUAGGCCAGACUCUUGGAGUGCCGGCUUCCCCCAAGCUGUGCAUCCACGCCUGUGUGAGUGCAGUCUGUCUGAGUUUAUCUAGUCGGGACGCACUUGCCAUUCCCCUAGAGCUGCGCAUCCACGCCUGUGUGAGUGCAGUCUGUCUGAGUUUAUCUAGUCGGGACGCACUUGCCAUUCCCCUAGAGCUGCGCAUCCACGCCUGUGUGAGUGCAGUCUGUCUGAGUUUAUCUAGUUGGGACGCACUUGGCAUUCCCCUGGAGCUGUGCAUCCACGCCUGUGUGAAUACUGUCUGUCUGAGUUUAUCUAGUCGGGACGCACUUGGCAUUCCCCUGGAGCUGUGCAUCCACGCCUGUGUGAGUGCAGUCUGUCUGAGUUUAUCUAGUCGGGACGCACUUGGCAUUGAUUCAUGAGCUCUCUAGUGUCAGUAUCCACAUCUGGACAGAUACUUUCCCCCCUUAGCAGCUGUUAAUAACCUGCAGAAGUAGGCUUUUCCAUGAUAGAUGUCCCCAACUUUUAGAUUUCAUACACUAGUAAUACUUCCAGAGAUUUCUGGAGUAGUGUUGCCAAUUGAUUUUGCCAAAAUGUGAUCACCAUUUUGUUUCCAUGAAAGGACACCCUCAGAUGCAGCUCUGUGAUUCAGGUCACUACAUUGUUCUUAGCUCCUCUCACACCCAGCAUUUGGGAACUGUCAUUUUAAGGGACUCUGAAGGGAACCUUGUCCGAGCAUGAAAGACUUGAUUUAAUCUUUUUUUCCGGUGCUGUGUAUUGAACUCUGGCCACUCACAUGAGACGCGUUCUCUACCACUAAGCUGCAUCCUUAGCCUAUUGUGUGUGUGUGUGGGGGGGGGGGUGACUUUGAAUCAUUUUCCUCAUUAUUUAGCUGAUUUGAUGAUCAUGCUGGAUUUUGAGCUUUUAAUAUAAGUUUAUCAGAUAGCUUCCAAGUGUGUUAGAUGGGUAACAUCAUUUGCUAGUGCGGUAAAGGUCCAUACAUUACAAGUAGGCUUCCUCAGACCUAUUCAUUUUGAUAUGCAUAUUUUCAAAUAAAAGUUAUUACUUAUAAUUUGCAAAUUAAUAUAGAAUUGUGGCAACAGUAAUCUUCAGAAAGGUUAGAAUAGUGCUUUUAAGCUCUCUGUGGUGCGCUUGAAGAUGAAUUCAUUUGGAAACAGGUGAGUUCAGUGGUCCCUUAUCUUUUUCCUGCUGAAGAGGCUUGCAUUGACAUUGUUAACCAAGGAAACAGGGUCAGCCUUGAUAAGUCAAGGAAUUAGCCUGAUGAGAGGAAGUACAGACUACUAGUUGUUCAGUGUUCUUUCCUAACCUCAAAUCUAUUUUUCUAAGCUAAUGUAAAUAAUGUUCAUAUUAGAAUUCUAACUGGUUUUCAUUUUUAUAACUGGUAGACAAGCUCUUCCUUAAACCUUUGAAAAUAAGAUGUUCACAUAGAUUUUUGAAAAUACUUUUUUGUCCUAGAACAAAGUUUUUGGUUUGUCUUGUCAAACUGUACCAAUGUAAACUGUAAUUUACCAAAGAGAAGUCAUAAUUUUGCUUGAUCUUACAGAAAAGUUCCCUUGAGUAACCAUGUCCAGUAAAUAAAACUUCAAAUUACCAGUA
Microtus oregoni (creeping vole) is the source of this 4102-nucleotide messenger RNA. It is a transcript of the gene Mcmbp, whose product is annotated as minichromosome maintenance complex binding protein. Lineage: Eukaryota; Metazoa; Chordata; Mammalia; Rodentia; Cricetidae. Gene Ontology annotation, biological process: DNA-templated DNA replication. Gene Ontology annotation, molecular function: chromatin binding. Bases 268 to 2196 code for a protein of 642 amino acids. The record is from RefSeq and is a predicted model, not a curated record. The transcript is spliced from 16 exons.